CAGGUGCAUAAAUCGUCCCGAGUAAUGAAAAAACACGAAGCCAAACCAAUACUAGUUGAAUCUUAUAGAAGAAAAGUUCAGGAAGGAUGUGCAGAUCAUGAUCAAAGACCAAUUGAAUUUUUUUGUCAAGAUGAUAAUGAACUUGCCUGUAGUUACUGUGUUGUUUUAAAUGAUUCUAAACAUAAGGGUCAUUCAUUAAUUUUAUUAUCUGAAAAGAAUAAAUCUUGCAUGGAUGAUCUCAAAUUAGGAAUUGAAGAAGGAAAGAAAGUUCAGAGUAAAUUACAUAAAACAGAAAAGGUAAAUAAUAAUUUUCUUUCUUAAAAUAAUUUUGUAAAAUUUAUUUUACACGUCAAAAAUGAAUAAAGGUGCACAUAUGCAGUGCAUCAAGAAAAAACAUCAAAUUUUUGGCAAUCAUUAACAUCUGUCAUGAUACCACUUGGGAAUCCAGUGAAAGUAGACACCAAUCCAACUUUUCAGCAUUUGCAAUAUUGCCACACAUUUCUAACAGUAGUAUCUUUUGAUUCAAACUAGUAAUAUAGAGUCAUUGCAUAUAAUUUAAUGUUUUGAAUUAAUACACAUGAUCUUUUAAUGUGGUGAAAGAUUUGAAAGUACAACAUGACAUGAAAAUGUAGAAAGAGUUAAUAAACAUUAUUAAUUGCUUAAUUUUUUUUUAUUGAAAGGAGAAAUUAAUUUAAAAAUUUGGCAUUUAAACAAGCAUGGAAAAAAUCUUCAUUUAUCUUGG
This is a messenger RNA of Centruroides sculpturatus (bark scorpion), 742 nucleotides long. Its product is annotated as tripartite motif-containing protein 72-like. Lineage: Eukaryota; Metazoa; Arthropoda; Arachnida; Scorpiones; Buthidae. The transcript is spliced from 3 exons. The record is from RefSeq and is a predicted model, not a curated record. The coding region runs from base 25 to 321 and encodes 98 amino acids. Gene Ontology annotation, molecular function: zinc ion binding.